This is a messenger RNA of Angiostrongylus costaricensis, 861 nucleotides long. Lineage: Eukaryota; Metazoa; Nematoda; Chromadorea; Rhabditida; Metastrongylidae. The record is from the annotation of a GenBank genome assembly.
AUGAAGGACGAAUUCAUCAAAAAAACUCACUAUAACAACGACAAUCCCUCUCAGGAAAAGGAUAAAACGCAAGUGGAUCUGUUCUACGCGUUUUCAUGUUGUAACUGUGACAAAAGUGAGGAAAUAAUCUCGAGACUGAAUAAAUGUGGCAUGAUUGUCGUACCAAGCACGUUUUUCCAGAACGUCGAUCCGUCAAAGAUUUCACUACCUCUUUGUGUUAAGGUAUCAUCAACAAAGCCUGAUGUGUUCACUCAUUGCGGAAUAUGGGACUACUCAGCGCCAGAAGGAAUAGUCUAUGUACCUGGAUGGGUUAUAAAGCGUUUAUCAAUCAAGGAUGGUGAAAUGGUUCGCCUAGAGCCGGCGAUUCUUCCUGCAGCCACCAGCGCUCUGCUUAUCUCACUUUCACCGAUAAAGCAUCUCUUCAGAAAAGAUAGAGAUUUUUCGAGGAUUCUGACGGAGAAUUAUGAUUUUCUGACAACAAACGACCUAAUCUCCAUUAAGUUUAACUGUCAUUGUUUUGACGUCCUAGUGACUGAUGUGAAGCCAGAUGGCGCCGCUUGCAUCUUAAUUCCCGACGUGGUGAAAAUUCUGUGGAAGGCCGUCGAAGAAACACAACCACCUCUCGCUCCAAAAAGGAAUAAUUUUCCCCUGAAGGUCCGCUCUAAUAAGCGUUGGUCAUCGCGUGUCAGAGUGACUCCGGAAAUUCCAUUUAAUACCCAGUUCAGCACUCCUGUGUAUUAUGCUCCUCCGAUAGAAGAGAAACUUUACGCAAGAUGGCAUUUAGUUUACGUCAACUUCGAGAUAGACUGCGAAACAAAAUUCGACUUCGAUGAGAGUGAACAAAAGUUGGAAAGGAAGUAA